This is a messenger RNA of Cololabis saira (Pacific saury), 830 nucleotides long. Its product is annotated as complement factor H-like. The coding region runs from base 11 to 679 and encodes 222 amino acids. The record is from RefSeq and is a predicted model, not a curated record. The transcript has 7 exons. Lineage: Eukaryota; Metazoa; Chordata; Actinopteri; Beloniformes; Belonidae.
CGAUAUUAGGAUGAUGUUUUUCCCUUUCGCUCUCUUGGUUUGGCUUUCUGGAGGGUUGGAUGCACAAAGCGCAGAAUCGCAUUGUAUUUCUCCCACCCUGGAUUAUGGUUAUUUCAUCCCUCCAAAAGUGUUUUAUCCUCAUGAAACCCACAUCGUCUAUGUCUGUGAAGACGGAUAUAAGCCACCAGGGUUUACAACCAGCACAUGUCAGAAUGGUAACUGGUCUCCUGAACCUCGGUGUGUAGGUUCUUCUACCGGCUCCAGUUUGGAUGAGGAAGACACUAGACCUUCGUCUACAUCAAUUCACAGAUGUGGAAAAUUCCCUGUAGUUGAAAAUAGUGUUGCUGAGCAGCAGGGUAAUCGGUCUUUGAAGUACAAAUGUGCAAACCUUUAUGAACUACAUGGUCCAGAGAGUGUGGUGUGUCACAGCAACGGAAAGUGGUCCGACUUACCCACCUGCAGAGAAAACUUCUGCUCUUGGGACACUAACGCCGACCCUGAAUUAAAAAAUACUGGAGUUGCUUUCUUAGCAAACGGAGAGACAAUGUGGCUUGUUUGUGAAGAUAAGUGGAGAUUUAAAAACUUUGCUGUAUUCCAGUGCAAAGAUCUACAACCCAUUUUAUCCAGAUGUUGUAACCGUGCUCUAAUAAAUACAGAAUUCUGCAGGCCCAGAUCAUGAAGAUGCUGCUUUCAGAUUUGCUGAUGAAAUGUCAUCACAGAAGACUUGAGACGAUCAGUUAUGAUCACGCUCUACGUAGCUUUUCAGUCUUAAUUAAUCACAGUUAAUUGUUUGUGAGCUCAAAGCUGAAUAACUGAAUCAACUUGUAAAC